This is a messenger RNA of Procambarus clarkii (red swamp crayfish), 2652 nucleotides long. RefSeq names its product piggyBac transposable element-derived protein 4. The record is from RefSeq and is a predicted model, not a curated record. NCBI's taxonomy places the organism in Eukaryota, Metazoa, Arthropoda, Malacostraca, Decapoda, Cambaridae.
GGCAUUGAAAGGUGAAUGUUGGGAAGAGAGUGACAGCUACUGCAGUAUGUUCAUUAAAGAGAAGGAGGAGGAUACAAAAGACCCUCUCCACUUUACCAGUGACCCCACAGAAUGGCCAUGCAAGACCUCCAACUCUAGUCAGAUUGCUGACACUUAUAUUGACUCGGAUAGCUACUUAGACAGCGUAAUUGAAGUGAAAGAUGAGCCAAUAAAUGAUUGUAUGGAAGAAAUUGAUGAGAACUACUAUGCUACGUGUGCUAAAAAAGAAACUGCCGCAAAACACCAGGUACAUAUUAACGAUGCCUCUUCAUACUUGGCAUGCAAUCCAUCCAUCAAUACCCAGGACACCCUGAUGGCCACAUCAACAUCUGGAUCACGACCGUGCUCAGGAACAUGCCCCACCCAGUCACUGUCUGAUGAUGAAAGUCACAAUACAUUAUUUGCAGAAGAGGAGGAAAGUGACAUUGAUGACUCUGACUUCGAUAAUUAUACACAGGGCACAGAUCGCAGUGAUUCAGACAGUGAUAACGAUGCACAUGUGGCUAGUGGUUAUGGUGUAUGUGGUGUUACCAGGCAUAGCUUUGCAGCAUCAGAUUGCCCAGGCAAUCACCACUGUGUGAUAUCACAUGGAGAAAAUGAGGGACAAAAGCCUUCGUCUUCAACAUGUUUACCCUCAUCUUCAUCUGGUCAUGCCCAUAGUGUGUGUUGUAGACGUGCUUCAUCUCCUAGUGAACAGAAUUUUGUUGGUGCUAGAAUUCAUGGCCGUGGUGUUCGUGUAGUGUCAGCCCGAACGCCAGAUGUAAUUAUGUGGAGUGAUGGUGCAGACUUUGUUCCACAAAUUCCUACAUAUGACAAUACAGGUGUUGGAGUUACAGACCUUUUUCCAUAUACAGGUGAGGAAGUGAGCGAAAUGGAGUAUUUUAUGGCAUAUUUCGAUGAGCCACUCAUGAAAUAUAUUGUUCAGGAAACGAACAAAUAUGUGGUCGAACUCAUUGAAAGUGUGGAAAUACUACAAUUUUCACGAUUACAGCGUUGGAAAGAUACUACUGUAGGUGAAAUGUAUGUGUUUCUUGCACUAUGUAUGAUGAUGAAACAUUGUGUAAAAAAUGUCAUCACAGAUUAUUGGAGCAAAGACAGUUGUGUUCCAACACCUAUUUUCGGAAAAUAUAUGUCACGUGAUAGGUUUGUGUUACUCCUCAGGUGUCUUAAUUUUGCAAAUAAUGAAGACCAGACUAAAGAUGAUAGACUUUGGAAGGUGAGGCACAUUCUGAAUGAACUGAUUGGAAAGUUCAGAGAUUUCUACAAACCUGCUCAGAAACUGGUGAUUAUUGAAUCGCUUGCGCUUUUCAAAGGACGUGUUGCCUUCAAAAAAUGUAUUCCCUCCAAACGCCACAGAUUUAAAUUCUUUGUACUUUGUGACUGUGAAACAGGAAUGGUCUUAUAUAUGAUUCUGUAUUCUGAUAGCAAUGUAGACAUUCCCGGUAAUGAUCAACAUGGUUUCUCGGGUAGUGUGGUGAAGACAAUAAUGGCACCAUGGCUGAACAAGGGCCACAUUUUAUACACAGAUAACUAUUAUACAAGUCCCUUGUUAACUAGAUUCUUGCUUGAAAAUAGAACUGGAGUGUGUGGCACAGUAAAGACAAGAAGAAGGGAAAUGCCUGUGUUUGACAAUAAAAUUGCAGUAGGUGAAUGCCAGUUAAGAAAAACUGAUCAAAUACUCUCAGUGCGGUGGAAAUACAGGGAAGAAGUUAACAUAUUGACAACCAUUCACACAGGUACAAUGGUGCACAGUGGCAAGGUGAACAAGGUAACAAAAGAACAAAUAUAUGAACCAGAUUGUGUCAUGGACUAUAACAUAAAUACUCGUUUGGUUGAUAAAUGUGACAUGAUGAUGAGCACUGUCGAGUGUAUACAUAAAACAGUGAAGUGGCCCAAGAAGAUGUUUUUUCACCUUGUUGACAUAACUAUGCUGAACAGUUAUAAUAUGUAUCUGGUGAAAACAGGUCAUAAACCAACAUUCCGUGUGUUUAGUUUUUCUGUUGUGACACAAUUAUUAAAAAAGUUUGGCAAAGACGUUCCUGGCAUACAAAGACCCAUUCAGAAUCCAGUAUUGCACCAUGCUCCUACACCCAGGCUCACUUACACAGAGGCCUUUCAAGUACACAGAAUAAAACAUUUGCCACCAACUGGAAAGCGUGCAAUAGGCCAACGUGUUUGCAUAGUUUGUAAAACCACACAAACGAGACCACAGAAACGUAAACUGGUGCAAACAUGGUGUGAAGCAUGUGCCAUCCCUUUGUGUGCUGUCAACUGCUUCAACGACUACCACAGUCUCCAGCACUUCUAAAUGUUCAAUAAUGGUGCAAAAAACCUGUACAUACUGUAUUAGCCCACUAAUCUGGACUAUAUGGGAAGGACCCUCAGCCGAAUUAGCACGUUUUGUGGAUUAACGUACUUUUUCACCACGGAAGUCCAAAAGUGACCAUUUCCAAAAAUAUUUGUACAGACAGCCACUUGGUUUGUAAACAAAAGUUAUCCGAAGGCAGGAAGUGAGGGAGGGAACGGCAGGCAGGGAGAUGGAAAAGGUGGCAGGGAGAGAAGCAGAGAGGCAAGCAGGAAGGGAGAGACUGGGAGGUAGGUAGGGAGAGAGGC